AUGAGCGCCGCCCACAGUGGUGCUGGAAGACAAUGUGCACUGCGAGCCAGUUACCUAACUGAGAAACUGUCAUCAGAGAGUGCAAUCUGGGCAUGGUGCUCGGUGAUGUUGGAGAACACGCUUGGGACGAUCCACAUCGAGGCAUACGUCAUGCAUGUUGACAAGGUCUCACAGAGUGAGGUGGCUUUCAAGUUAACCAAAGAGACGAUCAAUGACCUCAGGAGAUAUGAAGAAUCCCAAUCACUUGAUGCAGCUACAUACAGGUGGAAGUGGCCAGAGAAGCAAGCUCCGCUGGACAAAUUACAUGAGGAGUUUGUCGAAGCCGUCAACAAGUUCGUUUACCGACCAAUGCCAAGGCCCUGGAAGGACUAG
This is a messenger RNA of Penicillium canescens, 372 nucleotides long. RefSeq lists its product as uncharacterized. NCBI's taxonomy places the organism in Eukaryota, Fungi, Ascomycota, Eurotiomycetes, Eurotiales, Aspergillaceae. The transcript has 2 exons. Bases 1 to 372 code for a protein of 123 amino acids. The record is from RefSeq and is a predicted model, not a curated record.